This is a messenger RNA of Glossina fuscipes, 3509 nucleotides long. RefSeq names its product WD repeat-containing protein 20. The record is from RefSeq and is a predicted model, not a curated record. The transcript is spliced from 5 exons. Gene Ontology annotation, molecular function: protein binding. Lineage: Eukaryota; Metazoa; Arthropoda; Insecta; Diptera; Glossinidae. The coding region runs from base 403 to 3321 and encodes 972 amino acids.
AUUAGAUCGUUUGCGGUAGUGUAUAAUAAAUGAAAAAAAAGGAAAGAAACCGGAUUGUCUAGCAAAACGCAAACCAAACAAAUUGUGUGACCAAUGCGUGCCUGUAUGUUGUGUGGCUGUGUGUCAAUUGUGUACGGAUGUAUGUCAACCAAUUCAAUUCUCAAAUAGAAUUUGCGAAAAUGUAAAACAGCAAAAAAAAUUGAAAUAUUAUUAUUAUUAUUAUAAGUGUAAAAAAAAUAGCUUAAAACAAGGUGCGAAAAAGUUUGCCAAAGGAGAUACGCUUGACAACAUAUUUCAAUAAUCCAAUAAGCAGUUGUAUGUGGAAAUCCCUAUGAUAAAGAGCAGCUCCACACCCACUUCGCUGAGAUUCCUGCGGCAAUUGAAAUAGUAUGUACGUUCGUUAUGUGUGGAUAUGUGAGGUGUCCGAGUUUUUACAUAGAUAAAAAGAAAACUACGGCAAGAAAAAAGCGAAAAAAAAACCAUUUAACUGGUCUGCAAAGGAAAAAUUCGAAACUUAUACACAUACACACAGAAAAAAAAAACGAUUUUAAAAAUAAGAGCAAUAACAACGAGAACAACGAAAUAUUUCAAGUAUUAGUUGCCGUAAUGGCAACGCAACUCGAUCCCAAUGUCAAGGAUGACCUGAAAACACAAUUUGUCACGCGCGAGGGCACCUAUCGUUUGCUAACACUGCCGGAAUAUUCACGUCCAAAUCGUGUCGGCUACACUAAUAACCAAAGUUCUCCGCAAGUGCGUGUUUCAAUUGUUACGUUACCGAAUCCAGCCUUAAGCAAUAAUGUAAACGGGGCCAAUGGCAACGGUAGCGGUAGCGGUAACGGCAAUAAUAGUUCAACAACACAAAGACCUCUAAUCAAUGGCACUAAUGGUAGCGGUGCUGCGGGCGAUGGUUACGAUAUUAAUUCAACGUCAUCCGCUUAUGUUGUACCGGCCUCAAUGGAUGCUCGUCUUGGUGCUGGCAUGUCCAUGCACACUAUAAUGAACGGUUCCGGCAAUGGUAUCGAUCAAAGCGGUUUACCUGCAAGUCAAAUAUAUGGUGGUGAUCGAAUAUGUUUUAAUUUUGGGCGAGAAUUGUACGUUUACGCCUUCAGAGGUGUCAAAAAGGGCGCGGAAUUAAGUAAACCAAUUGAUAAAAAAUUCUAUAAAGGCACCAAUCCAAGUUGUCAUGAUUUUAAUUCUACCACCGCAUCACCAACGGGUGCACCUUUAUUAGUGGGUUUUACCACCGGACAAAUACAGUUGGUAUCACCACAACCAGGUCCUCGGGAAUUACGAAAACUUUACAAUGAAGAGCGACUUAUUGAUAAAACCAAAGUGACCUGUUUAAAAUGGCUGCCGAAUUCGCCUAAUCUUUUUUUGGCCUCUCAUGCCUCGGGACAUCUGUAUUUGUACAAUGAAGAUUUACCCUGUACUGCGGCCGCUCCCAAUUAUCAAACCUAUAAAAUGGGCGAUGGCUAUUCGAUAUUAACGUGUAAAUCAAAAUCGAGUCGUAAUCCUAUGUACAAAUGGGUAUUUAGCACUGAGAAUUGUUGUAUAAAUGAAUUUUGUUUUUCACCGUGUGGUUCGCAUUUGGCUAUUGUAUCACAAGAUGGAUUCCUGCGUGUGUUUCAUUAUGAUACCAUGGAAUUGUUGGGUAUAGCACGUUCCUAUUUUGGGGGUUUCUUGUGCGUUUGUUGGUCGCCCGAUGGCAAAUAUAUUGUGGUGGGUGGGGAGGAUGAUUUAGUAACAGUGUGGUCAUUUCAUGAGCGACGUGUUGUGGCACGUGGUCAAGGUCAUCGCUCAUGGGUAUCGGUAGUCGCUUUCGAUCCAUAUACAACAUCGUAUACAUCAUGGGACGGUGGCGAUUUCUCUGAUGAUGAAAACCAAAUGACUGACUACGGUAGAUUUGCGGUAUGUGAUUCUGCGACAGGAAAUGGCUUCGAUAUGUACGGAACAUGUCCGGGAGUAGCUAUUGAUAAAAAUUCAACACCUGUGCAUACAAGACAACGACCGCCCUCAACAUCAUUUCGUUCGGAUGCUAGUUCACUGGCACCCGAUAAACUAGCAAUUAUAUAUCGUUUGGGAUCGGUAAGUCAGGAUACUCAGAUUUGCCUAUGGGACAUCACCGAAGAUGUACUACGGCAUCCAGUACAAUUAAGGCAAAGGGUGAAUAGUUCCAAUUUGAAUGAUAGUAGCUUUAUGAACGGCUGUAUUGAUAACGAUGGUAUAAAAGUAAUUCGACCGAUAGCUAUAGGAAACACAAAAGGUAGCUUUCCCGCUUCCCAGCGCAGUAACAGUCCUACCGCCAAUAAAGACACCAAUCAAGCACUCAUAAUGACCACUACCAGUAGUGGCGAACAGAACAGUAACAGCAGUUCCAGUAAAUUCUCUACAGCGAAUUGCACAAUAUCGUCACAGUCAUCGAAUGCCAAUACACCGCCAGAUGAAGGAACAGUUCCAGCGUCCAAUAAAAUACAUAAAUCUCAUUGCUUAGGAGGUAAUUCUAUAAAGUUUCCUAAUUGUAUAAGUACGACCAAAUCGGAUUCUGUCGACGGUAAUUUGAUUGGCAAUCAUGCGAAAAGCAAUUCUACGACAUUCUCCAGUUCGGGUUACAACAGCAAAGCGUCGAACAGUAGCUCUAGCAAAUCUUCUGACACAACGGCAAGUGGUGGCAUGUCCGCCUUUAAUUCGCUAACGCAAAGGCUAAGUAAUUUUAGUUUCCUAAAUAAUUCUGAUAAGAGGAACGCAGCGCUGAAUGCCGAUGGUAACGUAAAUGCCUCUUCCACUCAAACGCGUCAUAAUCGUAAGACUUUAAGUUUACUUAAGUCAUACAAUCAUCAUAACAAUAACGCCGAAAGCAGUAACAAUCAUCAGUCGUUUGCAAAUGCCACCCAAAACGAGACAAAUACAAAUUCGACAACAACUACAGGAGGAGUUACACAUGGCUUUGGUGGCUCAUUGAAAUUGGGUAAAAGUCAACCAAAUUACUCUUUAAUCGCCGGAUUAGCAACAGCGGCCUCACCUUCUUCAAAUGCAAUAUCAACAGCAGCGUUUGUCGCGCCUGCGAUAACCACUUAUGAUCCACUGAAAUUGAUAGGUACACCUGCAUGUCCACGCUUUGACGAGUGUCCCAUAUUGGAGCCCUUAGUAUGUAAAAAAAUUGCCCACGAACGUUUAAGUGCUUUAAUAUUUCGUGAAGAUUGUUUCCUGACAGCGUGUCAGGAUGGCUUCAUUUACACAUGGGCUAGACCGGGAUAUGCAACGAAUGUCACUCAACAUUUAUCGCCCAGUCAAGUAGCGCCUCCUGGCGGCACGGUAACAUAGUUCGAUAAAGUUAAUAUACGCAAUUAUCAAGAGAAUCUACGAAAACAACUAAAUAACCCUGCUACAACGCCUUCAGAUAAACAAACACCAACACCAAUGCCGCCAUCCUAUGAGGCAAGUCUCUAAGCAGCAUUAUUAUAUACAAACGUAGUCGGUAAAGUAAAAUAUACUAUUCAUUUUUUUUUUUU